Pelodiscus sinensis (Chinese soft-shelled turtle) is the source of this 983-nucleotide messenger RNA. NCBI's taxonomy places the organism in Eukaryota, Metazoa, Chordata, Testudines, Trionychidae. The record is from RefSeq and is a predicted model, not a curated record.
CACCCCCUUCUCACUCCCUGUCCAGCGGGGAGGGAUGCAGACACAGGGGCUCCCCGUUUCUUCCUCUCGUUCCUGGCCCAGGAUCGAUUGGAUCUCCCCUUUCUUCUCUUUGUUCCCCUUUGCAGAUGUGGGGCCAGAUCGGGCGUGCGGGCCCUUGGGAGCCGCGUCCCAGCCGCGGCAGCUGCCAGCCGCGCACCGUUGGAGACGGAAAGCGACGCGGUAACUACACCCACACGCUCCGCGAGCUGGCCCAGAUGCUGCCUGUUCCGCUGCACUCCAGCUACAAAAAGCUUACCAAGAAGGAAAUCCUGUCGCGGGUCCUUCGCUACAUUGAGCACCUGCAGUCCAGCAUCGGCACGGCCAGGGCCCUGCUCCGGCGCGGGGAGAAAGAAGGGGAGGGGCCGCAGGUGGCCCGGGGGGAGAGGGAAUUGGGAGCGGGCGCCUCCAGGGAGCCAGGCACGCCGCACGGCACCCCGCGGCGGAGGAGAGCCCGGCUCCGGGCCGCCGGGAAGAAGCCCCGCAAAGGAAGGCGAUCCCACAGAGCAGAGCGGCGGGGGGUGAGCAAGGAGCCCCGUCGGAGCCUGAGUCUGGGGGACUCGCCCUGGCAGCGCACGGAGGCGGAUCGGCGUGCGGCAGGGGACGGGGACGCGCUUUGUCUUGGCGUGAAGCAGCUUCCGUCCCAGUUGGGCGGCAGGGACCCAGCUCUGGGGUCUCACCGGCCCCACGGCAGCGCCUUCCCGGACAGCGCCGAAGGCGGCGUUCCCAGCUGCGCGGCAGAUUGGUGCGUGGGGUGCGACCGAGAGGCAAGCCCGGAGGACGGUGACAUCUGCUGCACCUGCCAGGCAAGGCUCCUUUGCCGGGGGCAGCGUCGGUACGACGGGCCGGACCUCGCACGGCUGGGGUAAGAGCCGGUGGGGGUGCUUGACACACGGGUAGAGGAGGAGAGGGCCUGGGCUAGCAGCCACGCAGACUUGUGGCGCUGG